Messenger RNA from Oryzias latipes (Japanese medaka), 2078 nucleotides. RefSeq lists its product as uncharacterized. Lineage: Eukaryota; Metazoa; Chordata; Actinopteri; Beloniformes; Adrianichthyidae. The record is from RefSeq and is a predicted model, not a curated record.
UGCUUGUGCAUAUUAAAACACUCCCUUUCUUUAUGAGUUGUCAGUGUUCAUCGCUGUAGCCUCAGGAUGUUUAAACUAACACUUCUGUUCCUGACACUGUCAGACCUACAAGCUGUUCCAAUCGGAGCCCCCAGGCAGAAGCCAUCUACCCAUCAUGUCCCUGCUAAUGUUCCAGCCCAAAAGAAUGGCGGUGGUUGGGUUCGUGUGGAAGAAUCCCUGUCUUCUCGCCCACUCCCUGAUGGUUUUAGACAGGGAACUGAACGCUUCAUGCCCAUCCCAGAUGGUUUCAGACAGGGAACCGAACGCUUCAUGGCCAUCCCAGAUGGUUUCAAACAGGGAACGGAACCCUUCGUGUCUAUCCGGGAUGGUUUCAAACAGGGAACCGAACCUUUCCUGCCUAUCCGGAAUGGUUUCAGACAGGGAACCGAACCCUACAUGUUUUUCCAGCAAGGUCCCAGCCAGGAAUCUGAACCCACCAACAAGAGAGUGGCAUGUAAAGGAAAGCUCAUUGAUGGAAACUGCGUUGAGUCCAACCCCUCAUCUGUGAACGUCUUUGAACAGAAGGUUAACCAACAGCCAACUAGCCACUUGAAAAAACGUGAUAUUGUUCCAGACCAGCUCCGUCAAGAGCCUGCUAAUGUUCCAGCCCAAAAGAAUGGCGGUGGUUGGGUUCGUGUGGAAGAAUCCCUGUCUUCUCGCCCACUCCCUGAUGGUUUUAGACAGGGAACUGAACGCUUCAUGCCCAUCCCAGAUGGUUUCAGACAGGGAACCGAACGCUUCAUGGCCAUCCCAGAUGGUUUCAAACAGGGAACGGAACCCUUCGUGUCUAUCCGGGAUGGUUUCAAACAGGGAACCGAACCUUUCCUGCCUAUCCGGAAUGGUUUCAGACAGGGAACCGAACCCUACAUGUUUGUCCAGCAAGGUCCCAGCCAGGAAUCUGAACCCACCAACAAGAGAGUGGCAUGUAAAGGAAAGCUCAUUGAUGGAAACUGCGUUGAGUCCAACCCCUCAUCUGUGAACGUCUUUGAACAGAAGGUUAACCAACAGCCAACUAGCCACUUGAAAAAACGUGAUAUUGUUCCAGACCAGCUCCGUCAAGAGCCUGUUGAAAUCCAAACCCAAAAGAAUGGUGGUCGCAGGGUUUGCACGGAGGAAUCCCCAUCUGCCUGUCGUCUGCUCCACGGUUCCAGUCAAGGAAGCGAACCUUUGAUGCCCAUUCAAGAUGGUUCUAGGCAGAACAUCCAACAGCGCAUAGCUAUAAGAGAUGGGUUCAGGCAGGGAACCGAACAGUUCAUGCCAAUCAGAGAUGGUUUCAGACAAGGAACGGAGCGCUUCAUGGCUAUCAAAGAGGGGUACAGACAGGGAACGGAGCGCUUCAUGGCUAUCAAAGAUGGGUACAGACAGGGAACUGAGCGCUUCAUGGCUAUCAAAGAUGGGUACAAACAGGGAACGGAGCGCUUCAUGGCUAUCAAAGAUGGGUACAGACAGGGAACUGAGCGUUUCUUGCCUAUCCAUGAUGGUUUCCAACAGGGAACCGAAUCCUUCAGACCUUUUCAAUAUCGUUUCAAACAGGGAACCGAACCUGAAAGGAAUACAGGGUUCUGUAAAGGGGGUGCCAUUAAUGGAAUUUGCUAUGUGUUCAACCCAACGUUGAUGACCUUCUAUGAUGCCCAGAACGUCUGCAAAAACCUUGCUCCAAAUGCCAAAAUUGUAUCUAUAAACAGCAGUAAUCUGCAUAAGCGCCUAGUUUCCCUGGUGACAGAGGGUGGCAAGAAGAAACCCAUGGCAACCUGGUUGGGAGGCACCAUCAAGAACCAGAAGGCAUCAUGGGAAGAUGGAUCCGAGUGGAGGUACAGCAGAUGGAUGCCGGGUUAUCCCAACAUUCAUACUGACAAGCCUCUCUGUGUGGAGAUGUUCAGAAAAGGUGUGAGCUCGUGGACUACAGCCGACUGCCAUCAGAUGAGGGCGUCCAUCUGCUCCUACCCAAUGACUGCAUGAAAGCCACAAACAGACAGGACAUGAGCCCACCACCCAACAUAAUCCAUCUGAAUCGCCUGAAAUAAAAACUGAGCAUAUUA